This is a messenger RNA of Myxocyprinus asiaticus (Chinese sucker), 4333 nucleotides long. RefSeq names its product collagen alpha-1(XIX) chain-like. The transcript has 55 exons. The record is from RefSeq and is a predicted model, not a curated record. Bases 88 to 3612 code for a protein of 1174 amino acids. NCBI's taxonomy places the organism in Eukaryota, Metazoa, Chordata, Actinopteri, Cypriniformes, Catostomidae.
ACCACAGCUGUCCAAAAUGCGCUAAUUGUCCAAACAGGAUUUUCUUUCUGUGUGUGUUUGCGUUGGAAUAAUAAACUUUCUCAGCAAAUGUUUUCAAGAGGCCCUUUCUCAUGUGCCAAAGAAGACAUGAUUCAUUUGCUCAGAUGGACUGUUUUCCUGUGGAUCGUAAAUACCAUUCCUUUUACUUUAGGAAUGGCAGUGAAUGAGAGACUAGAUCAUUCAUGUCCACCCUUAAAGCUGGAGGACAAAUGGCAGACCAGUGUGAACAUUCACCAAGAAUUAACAGGAUUUGAUUUAGCCGAGAAAUUCCUUCUUCGAAAAGGCCCGGUGAUGGACGACAGGCCGUUGUUUAGACUGGGGAGUAAACCCCUCUUCAAACCCACAGAAUCUGUGUUUACAAAUGGACUUUCACAUGAAUACUCCAUUAUAUCUAUAUUCCGGCUCAGGAAAACCACAAAGAGAGAUCGUUGGUUUCUUCUGCAGAUCUUUGAUAAAGGUGGAGAUACGCAGGCAUCAUUAAUAGUGGAUGGGGCUAAGAAAACAGUGGAGUUUUUAGCUCAGGGUUUUCUGAAGAACAGCCUCCUAUAUGUGUUCAAAAACAGAGACCUGCACGCCUUGUUUGAUCGACAGUUUCACAAGCUCAGUGUAUCCGUCGAAAGCAACGCUGUUUCCGUCUUCGUGGACUGUAAAUUGAUAGAGCGUCAAGUGACCGCUGAGAGGGGUGCCAUGAACCUGACUGGACGCACCUUCAUCACCACUCGUGUUGAGGAUGGACGUCCAGUGGAUAUUGAGCUUCAAGAGAUUCUGAUCUUUUGUGAUGCUAGAAUAGCCGAGAUGGACAGAUGUUGCGAUUCUCCUGGAGUUACGUGUGAACCCCUGGAAACCCACAAACCCACAGCGGCCCCAUUGGUCACAGGAUACUUCCACAGAUUGCUGUCCAUGCCAGUUUAUCAGCCAACCGAUCGAUGCCACUGUCCCCCCAUUAAGGAGGAUCAAGGGAUUCCUGGUUUGGGAGGACAUGCUGGACAAAAAGGAGAUAAAGGAGAUAUAGGGGAUAUGGGGGACACCAGAAAAGACAAAUUGCCCAGUAAACCAGGAGAAAAGGGUUACAGGGGUAUUGCUGAUUCUCUUGGUCUGGAUGGUUCAAAUGGUAGCAAGGGUGAAAAAGGAGCUGCUGGAGGGCCUGGUCCAACAGGAUCACCUGGAAAAGAUAGUUUGAAAGGAGAUCCCGGACCUCAAGGCCCACCUGGUGUCAAAGGUGAUAAAGGGGAACCAGGCCCGCCAGGUCCAGGAAAUCUAGCGGUUGAAAAUCAAGGACAAAAAGGGGACCAGGGUCUCCCAGGUAUUUCAGGAGAAAAGGGAGACGUUGGGUUGCCCGGUCAGCCAGGAAUGCCAGGGAAAGAGGGCAAAAGGGGUCGACGGGGAAAAACAGGAGAACCAGGGACUCCAGGACAUCCAGGUCCACCUGGAAAAUGUGAUACUGGGGCUGUUAAGGGUGAGAAGGGUGACUUGGGUGUUGCAGGAGUGGAUGGCCAGAAGGGCGAGAGAGGGGAUCCUGGUUUGCCUGGCCUACAGGGAGCCAGUGGAAUAAAAGGGCAAAAGGGUGAAGAAGGCCCCCGAGGACUGCCGGGCCCUGUUAUGACAGCACAUGGCCUGAGACUUUCUGGACCUGGGGAAGGAGGCGAGAAAGGCCAGAAAGGAGACCAGGGUGAAAAAGGUUCUGAAGGCCCACAAGGACUAAAGGGAGAUACUGGAUUGCCUGGGCUGACAGGGACACCGGGACCUGAGGGAAAACCAGGUCCCAUUGGCCUUCCUGGUCUUCUUGGAGACCCGGGCUCUCCCGGUCAGCCAGGACUACCUGGAAAAGAUGGAAUGAAAGGAGCAAAGGGUGAUGCAGGCGGAGCACCAGGGCCAAUAGGCUCCCCAGGCCCCAAGGGUGAGCCUGGUGAACCCUGCAAUGCUGGACCAUGCAAUGCGGAGGAGGUUGUGUCUGGCUUACGGGGGUCACGGGGCCCUAAGGGUGAGCGAGGUGUACCUGGAGUACCUGGAGAUGCAGGAGAGAAAGGAGAACCUGGUAUUGGAAUCACUGGACCCCCUGGUCUGAUGGGACCAAGAGGGGAUCCAGGAAUUCAGGGUCCUCGUGGACCGCCAGGACUAACCGGAUUGCCAGGAAAUAUGGGACCACCAGGCCCACAAGGCAGACCAGGACUCCCUGGACCCCCUGGAGAACCAACAGCACUACCCAUUUUUGGAGACAUGGGCGCAUUACUGAAGAACGCCUGCAGUGUGUGUCAAACCAGACUACCAGGACUACCUGGGCAGAAAGGAGAGAAAGGAUCCCCUGGAGCUUCAGGUGUUCCAGGAAUGGAUGGAGAAAAGGGGGAUCAAGGUCUGCGGGGCCCUGCUGGUAAUCCAGGGAAAGAAGGUCCAAAGGGAGUGAAGGGUGAGAGAGGGUUUCCUGGACCAAUGGGGGACAAGGGUGAUGAGGGGGCUACUGGUGUGCCAGGAUUACCUGGAGCCACAGGCCGUAUAGGUGCACCGGGACUUUUAGGCAGACCAGGACCUGUUGGACCCCCAGGACCAAAGGGAGAUCGAGGCAACGAGGGGCCGACAGGUAGACCCGGACCGCCUGGACCUCCUGGAGUUCCAUAUGCAGAGGGGAAUGGAAUGAGCAGUCUCUAUAAGCUUCAGAAUGGAGGGGGUAAUGCAGGCCAGACUGGACCACCUGGGCCACCUGGACCCUCGGGCCCCAAAGGAGAUGAAGGAAAGAUGGGUGAGCCGGGAUUGAUGGGAUUACCAGGACUAGAAGGGCUGCCAGGUGCUAAGGGUGAUCCUGGUCUACCUGGUCCACCUGGAAUUGCUGGACCUGCUGGAAAGCCUGGCCCGCGUGGUGAGCCAGGGAUCCCUGGAGAGCCGGGAGGUCGGGGCCCUCUGGGAGAGACUGGCUUCCCUGGACCUGAAGGGCCUCCUGGAGUACCUGGAAGGCCAGGGAAGGAUGGAAUUCCGGGCUAUGAGGGAGCCACAGGCAGACCCGGGGACAGAGGUUCCAAAGGAGAACGGGGAGAUCCAGGAAUUUCAGGAGAAAGAGGAGUCCAGGGAGAGAGAGGAAGACCUGGUGACAAAGGGUUUAUUGGUCCACAGGGACCGCCCGGACCAAAAGGAGAACCAGGCCCACCUGGAUCUUUAACAUCACUGGGGACCGUGAAUCUGUUGAGUGAUACAGCUGCUUUGGAUGAAAUUAAAACAUUCAUUCGGAAUGAAGUAUUGCGCGUGUUUGAAGAGAAGUUUUCAGAGGGUUACGCCUCGAUGCAGAAAACGCCAGCAGCUAUAUUAGCUGCACAAGUUCGACAAGGCCCUCCGGGGCCACCCGGCAAUGUUGGCUCCCCAGGACCCCCCGGAGAGCCAGGUCCCCAAGGGUAUCGAGGGCAGAAAGGGGAACGUGGUCAAAUGGGGUUGGGAAUACCAGGAGCACCGGGCCCCACUGGCCCGCCAGGUUUACCCGGAAUAGGCAUCCAGGGGCCCUCAGGUUCCCCAGGGCCCCAAGGUCCACAGGGCAGAUGUAACCCCAGUGACUGUCUUCACCCUUACCCUCAUGGCAGACGGGAUGGGUAGGAUCUCUGACACUUCCUCAUUUAACCUGAUAAGAUCCUGGAAAUUAAUCAAAAUCAUAUAUACGUAAACCUUGGACUCAGCAUUAAAUACUGUUUAAAGCAAGUGUCUGUCAUCCCUGCUAGAAAAAGAGACACAGCCACCUGUGAGGAUGCAGUAUGUUUAUCUACUGUAAUGUGGGCAGCAAUACAGCUAGAGCUUGAGACGUUAUUCAGAUUUGUCAUUUAUCUCUGUUUUUCAUAUUUGUGACCAAAUGGGUUCUGCAUUUACUCAUUUUCCAUGUUUUGUGUAUAUGAGGUAUGAAAGUUCAAAUCACAUCAUUACAAAUAUCAAAACAGAUGGUUUUAUCGGGCAAGAUGUAAUCAAGACGAAAUGAGAAUUGUAUUUACACUUGCUUAUUUUCCUCAAGCUAAGGUGAAGUUUAGUUUUAACUGAAUUGUGAUGGUGCUAUGCAAUCUAAGUAAAAAAAAUAAUGUUAACAAAUAUUAAGUAAAUAAUACUGGACAUAUCUUCAGAUGCUAAUUGUGUUCUCAAACAUUUCAUUUUGACAAAUGUUUAAAGAAGUGUACCUUCCUGUCCUGCAGGAGUAACUUUGCUCAUUAAUGGAGUAAAUUAUCAUCAUAUUGCCUCACAUGCACUGACAGUACAUGUAUAAUGGAUUGUUCAUUGUUAUGGACUGAUCCAUUCAGGUUUAAGGACAUUUUUAGAAAAAGUGGAAGCUCAG